Molecule: messenger RNA, 633 nt
Organism: Cylicostephanus goldi
Lineage: Eukaryota; Metazoa; Nematoda; Chromadorea; Rhabditida; Strongylidae
Source: the annotation of a GenBank genome assembly
UAUGCUAUCCCGCGUUUCCAUUUUCUGAGAAGAUUGCUAUUGGUACAUGGCGCGUGGAACCAUGAUCGAUCUGUAAAAGUUAUCCUCUACAGCUUUUACAAAAAUAUCUGCUUGUAUAUUAUCGAACUCUGGUUCGCCAUCUUUUCCGCAUGGUCUGGUCAGACGAUAUUUGAGAGAUGGACUAUCGGAUUGUUCAACGUCAUCUUCACUGCCUUUCCUCCCAUCGUUCUCGGAUUAUUUGAUCGACCAGUUGCUGCUGAUCAAAUGAUGCGAUACCCAUCGUUGUACCAUAGCUUCCAGAAAAGAUCCUUUUCCAUACCGCGGUUUAUGCUCUGGAUAGGAAUGGCGCUCGUCCAUUCGCUUUCGCUAUUUUUCCUCUCUUACGGGUUCCUUCAAACGCAAGUCGUUUGGGGUAAUGGACAGACGGGUGGUUGGUUGAUGCUGGGCAAUAGUGCUUAUUCGUUUGUGGUAGCUACAGUUUGUUUGAAAGCUCUUCUGGAGUGCGAUUCAUGGACUUGGCCUGUGGUGCUAGCCAGCAUAGGGCAUGGCUUGGAUAAUGAUGACAUCAUGGAUGUUCUGGCUGGCAUUGUUGUUCAUACCAUGUGCUACGUUAAUAUGGGAUCUCGUCAUUAA